Messenger RNA from Amoebophrya sp. A25, 278 nucleotides. Lineage: Eukaryota; Dinophyceae; Syndiniales; Amoebophryaceae. The record is from the annotation of a GenBank genome assembly.
AUUGACGAUGUCUCAAGUUUUCACUGUCAGUUGUGCGAGUACGAUCUCUGUGUUCCCUGUGCGAGAGAGGAAAUGGGUCUAGAGCGGUACGGGUCUUCCCAGCACGCGGCUAAGCGGACGGCGAUGAAAAAACGGAGGAGCGACGUCGGAUUGCCGGAUGAACACGAGAGGCAAUCGCGGAACGUAGGCGGAGCACUCAAAAGUGCCGAUACCUCUUCGAAAGGGAGAACAAGAGACGAAGCUGCACGAGCAAAUCGUCAGGGUAGUGCUACGACGGC